Messenger RNA from Neopsephotus bourkii (Bourke's parrot), 2245 nucleotides. It is a transcript of the gene PMM1, whose product is annotated as phosphomannomutase 1. Gene Ontology annotation, molecular function: phosphomannomutase activity. Gene Ontology annotation, cellular component: cytosol. Gene Ontology annotation, biological process: protein N-linked glycosylation; GDP-mannose biosynthetic process; mannose metabolic process. The coding region runs from base 89 to 865 and encodes 258 amino acids. NCBI's taxonomy places the organism in Eukaryota, Metazoa, Chordata, Aves, Psittaciformes, Psittacidae. The record is from RefSeq and is a predicted model, not a curated record. The transcript has 8 exons.
GCGGGGUUGCCCGGGAGGGCGGUGCGGCCGCCAUCGCCGCCUCAGCGCGGUCCCGCCUCCAGCUGCCAGAGGCCGGGUGGGCGGCGGGAUGGCGGCGGCAGCGGCGCGGGGCCGGGUGCUGUGCCUCUUCGACGUGGAUGGGACCCUGACACCGGCUCGGCAGAAAAUCGACCCGGAGGUGGACGCGUUCCUGCGGGAGCUGCGGGAGAGGGUGCACAUCGGCGUGGUGGGGGGCUCCGACUACGCCAAGAUAGCCGAGCAGCUGGGGGACGGCGAUGAAGUCAUUGAUAAGUUUGACUACGUCUUUGCAGAGAACGGCACAGUGCAAUACAAGAAUGGGCAGCUGGUCUCAAAGCAGGCCAUCCAGGACCACCUGGGAGAAGAGCUGCUGCAGGACCUGAUCAACUUCUGUCUCAACUACAUGGCGCUGCUGAAGCUGCCCAAGAAACGAGGAACCUUUAUUGAGUUUCGCAAUGGGAUGCUGAACAUCUCCCCCAUCGGGCGCAGCUGCACCCCAGAGGAGCGAAUCGAGUUCUCCGAGCUGGACAAGAAAGAGCGGAUUCGGGAGAAGUUUGUGGCAGCCCUGCAGAGGGAGUUUGCUGGCAAAGGCCUGCGUUUCUCUCGAGGUGGCAUGAUCAGCUUUGACGUCUUCCCGGAGGGCUGGGACAAGCGCUACUGCCUCAACGUGCUUGAUGACGAGAGAUUUGACACCAUCCACUUCUUUGGGAAUGAGACGACCCCUGGAGGGAACGACUAUGAGAUCUACGAUGAUCCCCGCACGGUGGGACACAGCGUCCAGAACCCACAGGACACGGUCCAGCGAUGCCGCGAGAUCUUCUUUCCGGAGAGAGCAAACGAGUGCUGACUGCACAGGUCCCGCAGCCCUGCCCUCUCCCCCGCCAGGAAAAGCACCUUCACUGGAGGGAUCUGCUCAGGGUGACUGGAAAUCCCCACUCUGCAGGGCUGGAAGGGAUGUAAGGCAUGAGCGCAGGUGGGUGCGCAGGAGGGGGCUUUGCUGAGCAGCCCUUUGGCACUCCCCAUCUGCGGCUGGGGCUCACAGGAGCAGACCCUCCUCGCCUCCAGAAAAACUUCUCUCUUACAGUUUGGGCUGGGGGGGCAGCAAUGGAGAUGCUUUCUUGGUCAGAAAGCACUGAAGGGGCCAGUCACAAGAGCGUGUGUGUGACCAUCCUGUGCUCCCUCCCCUCUUCUCUUCUUUUCCCUCUGUUUCUCUCAACACUUCUGCAUGAGGGAGCAUGUGUCUCACCUUUCUCUCCCCUUUGCACCUUGGCUGGGGAGGCUGGGGCUGCUGAGGCCCCAGGCACUCUCCAUGGGGCUGCUCUGAGGCAGGAGGCCAGGAAGGCUGUUUGCUCCAAGUAGGAAGGGGUAGCUGCGACCCCAGCUGGUUGCAGCAUUGGGCAUCCUAAAAGAGGAGGUCGCCAUGUCCUUGCCCUCAAUGCCACGCUCUGCCAGUCACUACAGGUGACCUGGGAAUUACAGUUUUAGAAUGACUGACUGGGUUUCUGCUCUGAGCUUUGCUCAGGUGCAUGAAGAAACUAAUUCUCUCUUUAGCCCUCAAAAAAACCCCAGGAUGUAUUUUCUGUGUUCUCAAAUGAGACCUUCUCUGGUGUGGCUGGAGGACGCCAGGCACCUGAUGUGUGCAGGGCACUCUGUGGAGCCGCUGUGGGCAGAAGGCUUCCUGGUCCUCUGCCCACUGCCAUGUCCAUUAGGUGUCACAAGUGUGUCAAUGUAAAACCUCACCCAGGGCAUUCAUAACAGACCAGGUCGCCUUCCUUCCCAGUGCUCAGCUUUCCAUCCUGCUGCCAGAGGCAUCCUCAGAGAGGGCCAACACAGGCCAGACUUGGUUCGUAGUGCCAAUGGAGGUACCCCCUCAACAGUGCCCUCCAAGCCUGCUUUUCCACCCCAUCUCACCCCAUACGCUCAGUUUACAUGGUCACCUUUAGGGAGGCAGGAUCUGCAGUACUGUCAUAUGUCCUGCUGCUCUCUUCUGGGUCUUCAUGCUUUGCAAAACCACAUCUGCCCUUCAGCCCUUGACCUCAUGUUGCCCCUUUGUUCCUGGCAGCUGUGCUGGGACAUGUGGCUGCACCGAUGACACUAGUCACAACUUGGUACUCCAGAGAAGCUCAGGGAUCCCCUCCAGGGAGAUGUCCACUUACAGCUACCCAGGGCACACGUACCUGGUGUUUGUGGUCCUGGAAGAUAGUGAAUGUUCCUGCAACCCUCCCCU